This is a messenger RNA of Ctenopharyngodon idella (grass carp), 2425 nucleotides long. RefSeq names its product Rho GTPase activating protein 15 (gene arhgap15). Lineage: Eukaryota; Metazoa; Chordata; Actinopteri; Cypriniformes; Xenocyprididae. Bases 473 to 1870 code for a protein of 465 amino acids. The record is from RefSeq and is a predicted model, not a curated record. The transcript has 17 exons. Gene Ontology annotation, cellular component: cytoplasm. Gene Ontology annotation, biological process: regulation of GTPase activity; signal transduction.
GCUGCCAGUGACUGCAAAAAGAGCAGCUUUGUGUUUCAAACAACUGCAUACUGCAGCAGUGUAUUAGUACUGCACAAUACAUCCCACACGGUACAGGCGGUAGAUUGUGGUGGUGGCGGCGGCUACUACAUAGUAAAUCCAAAGGUCAUCCAGAAAAAUGCUGUUGCCAACAAUUGUCUAAUGAGACUACUGAGGUUGUCGGGGACAUUAAACGUCAUGAAGCCAAACAGGCUUGAAGCUGGUCACUAUUCACUGCCAUUAUAUGGAGACACGACACAGGACAAUUUCUCCUUUUGUAGUCUGACAAAGAAAGAAAGUCAUACGCUAUUAGAAAAACACCAGGGCUCCAAGGGGGAUGGACGCUGCUGUCCGUGCCUGAGGUGAAGGCCCCUCACUGGGCAGAGGAUGCAGCAGCAGUGGGGUUGGAGGUCUGGUGCUGUUGCUGGUGUCCUGCUGAACAAAAGUGUCAGCAAUGCAGAAGCAGCCAGCAAUGGUGCUUCCUGGAGCCGUUCAGAUGAGGAUCAAGAGCUCUCAAAGCAACACUGGCGAGAGACUCAGCCAGACAAAGUCUAUGGUCUUACCAGAGCCUGACACACUACAGAAACCUAUCAACCGCCACCGGAGGAACCAGUCUCAGCAUAACAUUGAUGGUUCUGUUGGGCCGCAGACUGUAUUAAAAGGAGAAUAUUUGAACAAAGCCAAAAUUGCUGAAGGAGGAAAGAAAUUACGGAAAAACUGGACUUCAACCUGGGUUGUACUUUGCUCCAAUCAACUAUUAUUCUAUAAAGAGAGCAAACAAGAAGCUGUGGCAAAUUUGAAACCAGGUGGUAAAGCAGAUGGCGUGGAUCUGUGUGGGGCUGUAAUCGAGUGGACAACAGAGAAAUCCAGUCGAAAGAACGUGAUUCAGAUAACCACCCCAACUGGUCAUGAGUUUUUGCUGCAGGCAGAUCACUUCCCAACCAUCUGUAAAUGGCAUGAUGCCAUCAAGAAAGCAGUGGACAGUCUGUCGAGUGGAGCUGGAGGCCAGAGCUGUGGUAGAGCGGCCCUACACAGAUCCAACAGUACAGAAUGUGUCCCCAGACCAACCUGUGAACCCUCCAAACCUAAACCAAAAGAGACCAAGUCUGAACACAGACGCUCCAUCAUGUUCAAGCUGAAUUACAGCGCCUCAGACAGCGCGGACAAGAAUGGAGUUAAGAACAGACUGAAGAAGUUCAUCUCCAGACGGCCCUCCAUGAAAACGCUACAGGAAAAAGGCCUUAUUAAAGACCGAGUGUUUGGAUGUCACAUGUUGACCCUGUGCGAGAGAGAAAAGACCACUGUGCCCAGAUUUGUCAAAUUGUGUGUGGAGGAAGUAGAAAAACGAGGCCUAGAGGCUGAUGGGAUAUACAGGGUGAGUGGCAAUUUGGCCAUUAUCCAGAAACUACGCUUCCUAGUUGACCAAGAGGAGGAGCUUGACUUGGGCGACAGCCAAUGGGAGGACAUCCAUGUCAUCACCGGAGCGCUAAAGAUGUUUUUCCGUGAACUGCCAGAGCCCCUGUUUCCUUUUCGCUUUUUUGACUUGUUUGUGGAAGCCACUAAAAUUAGGGAGCCCACACAGAAGGUUCAAGCCAUGAAGAAACUGAUCCAUCAACUCCCCAAACCCAACCACAACACCAUGAAACUGCUCUUCAACCACCUGAGGAGAGUCUUGACGAAGUCACAGAAAAACUUAAUGUCAACCCAGGGCAUCAGCAUUGUGUUUGGACCGACUCUCAUGUGGCCCGAGUUUGAAUUAGGAAACAUGGAAGUCAAUAUGGUGUACCAGAACCAAAUAGUGGAGUCCAUUCUCAUUGGAUGUGUGGAGAUCUUUGGACCAGACGGCAAGUAAAGUGACCCCAGAGUAUUCUGGAAAGAGACUACAAAAAAAAAAAGAAAAAAAAAGUUGGCUGGCUAGAUGUAAAAUUGUUUCUUGCUCAUGAUGAUAUUUUUGCCAUUUGAAAAAGAUUUUUAACAGUCACAUUUAUACUUUUUAUAUAUAAAUUUAUAAUUUUAUUUUUGUAUAAUGCAAAUUUCACAUUGUAUCAUACCUCAAAACAUCAUUGACAAAGUUGAAAAGCUGUAUAUUUGUAAUGAUAGAAAUGGUAGCCUGUCACAAGAAAUAAAACAUUUUUGUAAAUGGGUUUUGUAUACUGAUUUUAAUUUUGGCUGUAAGCAAUUUUAUUUUAUUUUUUAUUUUUUUUUGUGAAACUUUUAUUUGGCAGAAACCUGAGAUGAUAAACCACAUCUUGUGGUUAUUUUUUAGCAGCGAAGACUUGCUGUUGCAACAGGUAUUUGCUUUAUUGCAAAUAAUAUGCGAUGCUGUGUUUUUUUCAAUGGUAGAUAUGUACAUGUAUUUGGUUGUUUUUAAGUAAAACUAUUUUCCAUUAAAAAAGUAAAAAAUAUA